UUGUAUAAACCUGCUGUUGUCAAAUGUUGAUCAUAACCAACAAAGUUAUGCCGAAGUCAUUGAUCAACACGGGUUUUUUGAUUAUUUCACACAAUUGACAAAUUUAAAAUGUUUAAGAAUUUAGUAACACUUGUGACUGGUGGAGCAUCAGGUCUUGGCAAAGCAACGGUCACCCGAUUCGUUAACAAAGGCUCAAAAGUGGUGUUUUGUGAUUUACCAACAUCAAAUGGUGCGAACGUAGCGAAAGAAUUGGGUGAAAAUGCACAUUACAUACCAGCCGAUGUAACUUCAGAAGAAGACGUACAACGUGUGCUAUCGGAAAUUUCGAAAAAUUAUGGUAAACUAAAUGUACUAGUUAAUUGUGCCGGCCUAAUGAAUGCCUAUAUCACAUACAAUUUUCAUUCAAAAAAGCCAAGACAUCAUGAGGAUUUUAUAAAAAUAUUGAAGACAAAUGUUGUUGGAACUUUUAAUGUGUCACGAUUGGCCUGUGGAUUAAUUGGUAAAAAUACGCCGGACAAUGAUGGAUUACGGGGUGUGAUUAUAAAUACUGCGGGCAUUGAAGCAUUUGAUGGAGUUCAAGGCCAAAUUGCUACUGCAGCAGCAUCAGGGGCAAUCCACAGUUUAACAAAACCGAUGGCGGCUGAUUUCAAAGACAUUGGCAUUCGUGUGGUGGCGAUUGCACCUGGCAUUAUUGAAACACCACUGAACGAUCAAAUUCCAAGCGAGCAGGUGGAGGCUAUUGUAAAAGAAUGUAUUCCAACACCAAAUCGAUUUGGUCAUCCAGACGAAUUUGCACAAUUAGUACAAACAAUUGUCGCUAAUCCAUACAUUAAUGCCACUACAAUUGAAUUAUCUGCUGGACUUAAUUUGCAAUUUUAAUUUGUAUACAAAUACAGUGAAUCUAAUUUUUUUGAUAGACAAAAUAACAAGCAAAGUAAGCAGAGAAACUCUCCACUAACAUAGGAUUCAUAUACGAAUGGCGUGUGAGUGGAGUGUGUCAUGCAAAAUUUUGUCUACCAAAAAUAUUAGAUUCACUGUAUGUUAGACCGAAUAAAUUAGGAGAAAAAAAUCGUUGCAUUUAUUAUUCAUAAAUCAUCGUUUUUUUUUUUUGGAUACAAAAUUCUAUAAAUUAAUGUAAUAUUUCGAUGUUGUACAAACCUAAAAUGGCUAUACCAUCAGUGACGGCCCGUCACCGAUCAACUCUAGUUUGGUCAGUAUAUCGACUGGCACAUAUUGAUCCUGGUAUCUGCAGUACUAAAAAUGAAAAAUCAAAAUUGAAUUAUAAAAUAACACCGAAUUGAAUUUUA
Contarinia nasturtii (swede midge) is the source of this 1307-nucleotide messenger RNA. RefSeq names its product 3-hydroxyacyl-CoA dehydrogenase type-2-like. The record is from RefSeq and is a predicted model, not a curated record. Bases 109 to 879 code for a protein of 256 amino acids. The transcript has 3 exons. Lineage: Eukaryota; Metazoa; Arthropoda; Insecta; Diptera; Cecidomyiidae.